Molecule: messenger RNA, 1793 nt
Organism: Ctenopharyngodon idella (grass carp)
Lineage: Eukaryota; Metazoa; Chordata; Actinopteri; Cypriniformes; Xenocyprididae
Gene: rd3
Product: retinal degeneration 3, GUCY2D regulator
Exons: 3
Coding region: 450-1103 (217 amino acids)
Source: RefSeq, a predicted model, not a curated record
AUGUAAUUGCUUUCUAAGCUAUAAAAACACUCAUAUAGUUCAGAUGAGCUCAUUUACAGGAGUGUGGUUUCCUGUAAAUGCUGAUUAUGAUUAAGAAAAAAGAGAUAAGGCCUCAACACUAGCCUUUCAACAGAUAACUCGUCUUAGUCACAUGACCUCGUAGCCCACACAUGCUCGUAAUCUGUUUAUGCAGCGCGUGACCCGUCCUCCCCCUCUGUUCUGCCCUCCCAUCCCGUCUGCCUUUCAGCUGAUGAUGCAUGUGGCAGAAUAGGCUUGGGGAGCAUCGCUAUAGCAACCGAAAACAGAAAGGCACUUCAGAGCAAUCUCAAAGAGGAAAUGUGACCUGGGCCGUUGCACAACUACAAGCCCUACAAGACAACUGGAUCACUCAUUAAGGUAAAAGUAAAAGCAGCAGAGGGCCGGUGACCGCGGCAGAUAAACGAGCGAGCAUGUCGUGGUUCAGCUGGAAUGAGCCGUACUAUCGGAGCCCACGACGUGAGCCUUCUGAAGUGGUUAUGGAAACCCUGAUGCUGGAACUGAGCUGGCAGAUGAAGGAGGCCGAGAGGCUGCAGCGGGAGCGAGACAAUGAAUAUCGAAGGCUGAAGAGCGGCGUGGACUACAGCUGGCUCAUGAGCGCCCCGCGCAGCUCAUAUGAUAUCAGCCAAGGAGAGAGACUGGGCCUUGAGGACCUGUGUAGCAAAGUACCACCAUCAUACUGUGGACCUACAAUACAAAGGUUUCGGCAGGUGCUGAUGGAGAAUGAACCAGAGGUGCAGGAGGUUUCCGGACUCUUCCGUUCUGUGCUUGUGGAAACACUUGAGCGUGUUCAUGAGGAGCAGGAGGCUCAGCGUCUGACCCACCAGUGGAACAACAGACGCUCCAUAAGCUUGUCGCUGAUGAGCUUCAAGUCUCGAGUGCGGAUCAACCCUUUCAGCAGCACCUUGGGAUUGAAAUCAGACAGUUACGGCUCAGAGGAAGAUGGCAUAGAUGUCAAGACUGUGAGUGGGGAUGUUGAGAAGGGCCUUGGCCAGACAGCGGAGAAAGCGCAGCGCGUGUGGAGCAUGCCAGAGUUCCGACACAAGGGAAUCAAUGGUAAAGCUUGAGUGUCUUUGGGUGGGAUUCAGCAGGAGCUGGUCCAGUCAAUGACUGUCAGAUAUUCCCAGCAUCACCUUCACUUUCAGUGUAUUUAUAUUUUGAGAUGUAAGCGUGGAGGCAAGAGGUAUGUUCAUGUUGGGAAAUAAAACUCUUAUACUCUUAAAAAAAAAGUCUUAUAAGCAAAGCAUCACAAAUCAAUAAAUCUGUUACAAGGACUCCAUAAACCCACACUUUUUAUUUUUGCGUGAAUGCAGUAAAUUCCUAAAAUAGAAAAACAGAUGUUUAUCUGAUCACUCAGCAUCAGAUUCAGUUUGUAUAAGUUAUUCUGAAAUAGUACAGUUGCCUAUAAUUUAUCCAUUGUACUUUGCAAAAAAGGUGUUUUUAUACGCCCAUUCGGUUUUAAAAUUGAUUGUGAUUUUUUUUAAAUAAUUCCAGUGCAGGUCUACCUUUUAGUAACAUUUUCAAAGCAGGUGGGCCUGUAUUUGGUGUGGAAAUGUUCAGAUACUUGUGAUUGAUAGAUUUUUUGCUUGUUGUCUGGCAAUCUUGUCAAUAUAUGUGCAAUUGUGUAAAUGAUGAAGUGUUUGCAAGACAUUUAAAUUAAAGUCACAGUGAAUGUAACUGUAGAAUUUAGGGUGUUGCACUAUAAAAACAUGUUUUCAUUUUAUUGUGCUGAAAAAAUAAAGUUUGUGAUUCUGAGA